AUGGCUGCCCCGGGGACCCGCACGGCGUUUUGGCUGGGGUUUCUGGGAUGGUACCCUUUCUUCGUCAUGGUGUUCGACGUGGUGCCGUUCAAGGUCGUCACCGUCGACGGGCCGUCAAUGUCCCCGGCCGUCAACCCCCCGCGGACCGGCGCGGGAACCGGCGGCACUGCGACAGGCUGGCGGCGCGACCGCGUGCUCGUCGACACCUCCCGGACGAGCCUCGCGUACCUGGGAUCCAAGCCCUCGCUGCAGCGCGGCGACGUCGUCCUCCUCCACCCCCCCGACAGCGGCAAGACGGACAUCAUCAAGCGGAUCGUCGCCCUGGAAGGUGACUGGGUGUCUGUGCCCGGCGGCAGGGACCCGGUGAAGGUGCCCCCGGGGCACUGCUGGGUCGAGGGCGACAACCACGUGCGCAGCGACGACAGCCGCGCCUUCGGACCCGUCCCCGUGGCGCUGGUGCUCGGCCGCGCGACGCACGUGCUGUGGCCCCCCGACCGCGCCGGCACUCGCCUGACGCGCUGGGUGGAGGCCGGGCGCGUCAUGGGCCUCUCGCGGACGUAG
Pedinophyceae sp. YPF-701 is the source of this 561-nucleotide messenger RNA. NCBI's taxonomy places the organism in Eukaryota, Viridiplantae, Chlorophyta, Pedinophyceae. The record is from the annotation of a GenBank genome assembly.